UUGACAACUUCCGACAUUCUCGGGAAAGUACAUUGUAGUGUACUUAAAUUCAAUCAUGACAUCGUAUAGUUUCACUUUGGUUUAUUAGAUAUUUCUUCUUAAGGUGGUUACCAGAAAAAGAUCAGCCAUGUUUUGGGAACGCAUACACUGAUACAGACAGUUAGAAAUUAUGUAAUUUCUCGCUAACAAGAACAACCAUGGAUCCUCAUUCUAGUGCCCAGGAUGUGCACCGAUGUGACCUUUGUGAGACCAUAGUACAGAGCUACUGUGACGUUUGUCAUGUCAACCUUUGCACGUCAUGUAUCGGCAAACACAUCUCAGAUGAAUAUGACAAACAUAAAAUAGUUCCUUUCCAGAAACGAAGAUCAACCCUUAUUUAUCCGAAAUGUGAAACACAUUCACGCAAAAAUUGUAAAUUCCAGUGCAAGGAUUGCAACAAUAUGUUUGUUUGUUCUUCCUGCAUGGCAUCUAAACAGCACAAGGGACAUAACUUCGUAGAAGUUACAGAAGUUUUCAAAGCUAAGAAAGAUGAUAUUAAAAAAGAUACAAAAGAAUUAGAAAAUCAUAUUUCCCCUACAUAUGAAGAAAUUGCAUUCGACUUAGAAAAUCAGCUUGCCAACCUGGAUGGGGGAUAUGAUAAACUUACAACAACAAUGUCCAAACAAGGAGAGCAAUGGCACAGAGAAAUUGACAUCAUUGUCAACAAAAUGAAAACUGAAAUCAGCGAGAUAAAAGUCAAACACAAAGAACUUUUACAGAAACAUUUGAAUGAUAUCAAACAGAUACAGUCUCUCAUAAAGGAAACACUGCACAACUUAAGGAAAAUUGAGGAGUCCACAGAAGUAUCUCCUAUCAUUGAAUACAGCUCUAAGAUCAGAGAGUUUAGCAAGCUUCCACCCAAGGUUCAGGUAUCGCUGCCAACAUUCAUUCCAAAAGCAAUAGACCGUGAGAAGCUGUAUAGUUGGUUUGGAGAGAUCACCCCAUUAUCUACUGCUACAGAAGAAAUUAUAUUUUCACAAAAUCCACCCUACACAUCAGAUAGAGAACUACUAGAUGAACCGGAGCUUGUUGCCACAAUACAGACUGGGUAUGAAAAACUACGUUGUGUAACCUGUGUAAAUGAAAACAGAAUAUGGUUGAGUGGAGUUACCAAAGAUAUCAUAUGCUUAAAUAUCAAAGGUUUAACACUUCACACAAUCCUUACAAAAUCAGAUUCUUGGCCCGAUGAUGUAGCUGUAGACAGUGAUGGGAACCUUCUGUACCCAGAUAGUUUAACAAGAACAGUGUAUAAAGUAAAGAGUGGCCAGACAGAAGAGUUAAUCAGAUUACAGGGAUGGAAGCCAAUUGGCCUAUGUGUAACCUCUACUGGUGAUCUCCUGGUUACCAUGUACAGUGAUGAUAAAACUCAAUCCAAAGUUGUCCGUUACUCGGGAUAUACAGAGAAACAAACAAUUCAAUUUGAUGAUGAAGGUAAAUCUUUGUACUCAGAGAAUUGUUUAAUAAAAUACAUCUCUGAGAACAGAAACCAUGACAUCUGUGUAGCUGACUGUGAGGCUGGUGCAGUAGUGGUGGUAAAUCAGGACGGGAAACUCAGAUGGAGAUACUCCGGUCAUCCAUCAGUUACCAAGAACAAACCAUUUAGACCUUGGGGUAUCACAACGGACAGUCAGAGUCGUAUCCUGACAGCAGAUAAAGACAACCAUUGUAUUCACAUUCUGGAUCAGGAUGGACAGUUUCCUCGUUACAUUGAUAACUGUGAUCUGGAGGAUCCAUUUGGGUUAUGUGUGGACAAUAAUGACAAUUUAUUUGUGUGUGAGCUUUACAAAAGAAAUGUAAAGAAAUUCAAAUAUUCAAAGUAGACAUCAUCAAAUUUAAAAAUGUGAUUUUCAUCAAACAAAAGUGGCCAUUUCCUGUAUAUAUUGAAUUUCAUUCUUUAAACUUUACCUUCCUAAUAUUGAUGAAGUGAUAAAUUCUUUUUGUUUAUAACAUUAAUAGGC
Magallana angulata is the source of this 1997-nucleotide messenger RNA. RefSeq lists its product as uncharacterized. NCBI's taxonomy places the organism in Eukaryota, Metazoa, Mollusca, Bivalvia, Ostreida, Ostreidae. Bases 198 to 1859 code for a protein of 553 amino acids. Gene Ontology annotation, molecular function: zinc ion binding; protein binding. The transcript has 3 exons. The record is from RefSeq and is a predicted model, not a curated record.